CUUGCAAAGAAGGAUCAUGCAGAGCUGGUGAGAGCAUGGGACGCGCUUGACAAGGGGGACAUGGAAGAGGACCAGCGAUUGGAUACACAACAACAAAUACAAGAGUUAUCGGACAAAGUUGAAAAGCGGCUGUGGUCCGUCCGCCUCUACGCGACCGGGGAACAAUACUUGCCGUUGGAUGAACGUCUCAGAUCCAUCGAGAUGAGUUUGGAUGACGUUGCUGCAUAUUGGUUUUUAACAGACGAACUCGAGAACGAGAUCGAGAACCUUGAACGGAGAACCGAGGCAUUGCGCGAAAGAUUCGGACUUGAUGAGCAGGCCCAGAAAGAAGGGAAAAAGCAGGUACAAAAGCUGUUCUCCGUUUUGUGUCAGGAAUACGAUCAAUGUUGUAUCAAAACGAAGCCAGCACCCCAGCCCAUCUACUACUUGUAAAAGCUCUUUUGUGAUCCGGGCGCGCCCUUCGCACUGCCUGCUGAGUAAAAGAAACUGGAAAUAGAAACACACACUAAAGCUACGUUUACAGCUCUCCCUCGGUCCGUAGGUGAGAGCUCUGAUCCCAUUCCGCACCAAACGAAUAGUUUAUGCGGUCUAAAAACGAAAUCAGGUUUAGGAGCGGGGUUCGGAAGAGGAGGCCACGGAGAUGAGAGGUGGACUUCAUGGUGACGGAUUUGAUGAAGUUGAAGGGGGUGAUUAUGGUGGAAUGAGGCUCCAUGAAGACUUCGAGGCUCACAUUGGAGGACUACCUGGCGGCCUUGGAAGACCCGAUGAAGUUGUGAGAUCCUGAACUUGUUGACAAGAGUUCACCACCACCGUGACCAGAGCCCCACCUUGCGGGCUUGUCUUCAGCUCCACCUACCGGUCAAGCAACUUAAUAAUUACCUAUCCACCUCACGAUAUUGACACGAAGAAGUUACAAUCACUGAAAUGGAUUCAACAUGAAAUUACGUGAUUCAAGUGUCAACCCACCCGCAAAGUUAAAGCCACGGGGAACAAAAACAGGGAAUCGCUAGCCUGAUAAGUAAAAGCGUGAACCUAGCUAGUGUGACUACAACUAUCGCUUAGGCAGGAGAAAAAAGAAAAAAGAGGCAGCUGCUACGAAUGGUAAAACCUUCGCUAGUGGUACGCGAGGGAAGCGUCAAGAUGAAAGAGUGUCGGCGGAAAGAGUAUUUAUACACUUUGUGUUUCUUGAUUCUGAACCGUUCGAAGAUGAAUUGCAUUAUUUACCGCACUUUUAUAUAGAGUCUUCAUCGAUCUUCCUCUUCCCGCUUUAAUAAGCCUUUGAGUCCUAGAGCGGAAGACUUUUCAUAGUUAGUCUUCCUUUUCUCCGUACAGUAGUAGUAUGUUGCUAUAAAGUAAUUGUACAAAAACCGCUUCCAUUGUACAAAUAGUGCCCGAAGAAUGGCUCAUCAUGAGAAUGCGUAUUUCUUUCUUCAGCAACGUACUUAAACUUAUUCAAAUUCGCAGGAACAGUGUAAGCAACACCAGCGCCACGGAGUUUGUUCUAUGCCUCUUUCCCGUUCUGCUUAUCAGGGAGCGCCAAGUGUGGCACAACUUGGAGUGCUUCCACAACCAAAGAGUUCUCACACAACAAAAGACGCAUUGAUGUAGAGAUUUUCUAGGCUGAGGGUCUUGGUCUUGAGCAGAGCGGAUUCGAAAAGUUUGGCAAGAAAUUGAUGUACCCACGAUACGAACUUUUUUCAGUUUGGUAAAUACGGAAUUGAUGUAGUCCACCACUCCCGAUUUCAAGCAAGUGUCGGACCUCGUAGAAAAAUACAAUCCGUGCAGCCACUCGCACGUCGGUAAAAAGUCGAAACAAAAAAAACACGAUCGAUCUAGAAGGUAACUGGUCAAGAAGCACAGGAGAAG
Amoebophrya sp. A120 is the source of this 1866-nucleotide messenger RNA. NCBI's taxonomy places the organism in Eukaryota, Dinophyceae, Syndiniales, Amoebophryaceae. The record is from the annotation of a GenBank genome assembly.